GAAAUGAUUGGUUAAGGGGUCGCAUCGGAAAGCAACCGGAGUACCACGGCUAAUCAACCACCAUUUACCAGUCACCAAAUACCAAUAAUUCUUAAAUACUAAACAACACUGUAUCGCUUCCAUUUUAAGCUCACCCACCUCAGCAUUCAGCUUCUGCAUCUCUUCAUUCUCAUUCUAUUGUUUAGGUAUCGUAUCAAUCUUAUUUCCAUUCACUCCCUGCAAUUUGGUUUUCUUACUGUUACAGAUGCAAUGUAACUCGAUCUCUACUUUGCAUUUUGCAAGUUGACUUUGUCGAUGCUAAUAACUAAGGAAGACAUCUGCGGAGUUAGGGUGUUUCUGUUACUGUAAUGGCCUCUGAGAGGGAAAGUUUUGACCUCUCUGGACCCUUAUAUCUAACGCAUGUUGACUGGGAUAAUCCGAAUCAUCGAAAGUCAGUUGCUGCUAGUUUGGUCCAAGGUGUUUAUGUGCUAGAAAAGGAUAGACAAGAUCGACGCGAAGGGACAGAUGCUCUAGCAUCGCCUUGGUGGGUUUUCUUCAACUUUCAGUUACUCCACAAACUUGUGGAUGAUGUUGAUUCCUCUAUUUUUGGUGCAAUCUAUGAGUUCAAGCCUCCAUCAACUUACUGCAAUGUCACUCUUCAUAGAAGUCCACACUAUGUCAUUGCCUUCAGGGGAACCAUAACGAAGGCAGACUCAGUUUCGCGUGAUAUUGAGCUGGAUAUGCAUUUUGUGCGAAAUGGUCUUCAUCAAACUUCGCGCUAUGAAAUAGCUAUCCAAGCUGUUCGAAACAUGAUAGCUACUGUUGGUGAUUCAGGUAUCUGGUUGGCUGGUCACUCUUUAGGAUCGGCAGUGUCAUUGCUUUGUGGGAAAACCAUGGCCAAGAGUGGGAAUUUCAUUGAAUCAUUUCUUUUCAACCCUCCAUAUGUGUCUGCUCCAAUUGAGAGAAUAAAGGAUAAGAAAGUGAAGCAUGGGCUUAGAAUUGCUGGCAGUGUGAUAACAGCUGGACUCACCCUUGCUGUGAAAGCUAAGCAGAAGAAGAGUUUGUCAUCUGAUCCUUUUGCUGCUUUCUCUGCUUGGGUUCCAUGCUUGUUUGUGAAUCCAUCAGAUCAUAUAUGCUCUGAGUAUAUUGGAUACUUUGAACAUAGAAAAAAAAUGGAGGAGAUUGGUGCAGGGAGCAUUGAGAGGUUAGCCACACAAAACUCCCUUGGGUGUCUGCUGAUGGGUGCAUUUGGGAAGGAAUCUGAACCACUGCACCUCAUUCCUUCUGCUUCUGUUACAGUGAAUUUGACUCCUUCAAGAGAUUUCAAAGAUGCUCAUGGGAUUCACCAGUGGUGGAAACCUCACUUGCACCUUCAAUCCAAACUCUACAAAUACUAAUACUACUUUCUAGUUGCAACUUUUAUCUUUUUGGUUUUCCAUGUGAUGCGAGGUUAAAUGGAUAUCAAGCACAUAUCACGCUGUUAAUUAUUAGUUAUUGGACAUUGUAGAUAAACAGUAUUGUUUAUUUUUAGGAAUUGUUAGCUUUCCGGAAUCAAAUCUCAGCUUGGUUAUGUUUAUUAUUAUACCUUAUUCCUUUAUGCAUUUAGUAAUUAUGUAUACAGAUCGGCACAACUUAUUCUUUGUUAUUCAGGUAUUCCUGAUAGGAUACAUUUACAGUAUCUCAAGUUAGACUAUUUUGCAAAUGAAACACAAUUUCACAAUCCAAAUACCAAACUCAUCAAUUUUAUCCUCAAUUUUCACCGUUUGUCGGUUGUUAUGUAAUGGAAAUCACCUUACUACAAUUUUGAGUCACUUUCAUCUUAAGCAAAAAUGCUUAAUUCGUUUCCAAUUUUUCAACAACUCAUUCUCCAUCAGGCCCACAGGCCAUAGGCCCAAUCAUAAAUCAUCAGCCACAGAUACAAAAUGACACAUGGGCCAGGCUAAAAAGGCCAGGUCGCACCAUAAGCUAACGUGUUCCUCACCGUAUAUACAGCCUUCCCCUUCUGUGCUUAUCCGAUUGCAGAGUGUCCCCCAUUCGCAGUUUGACACGCAUCCAUCCAUAGACUUUAAUACCGGGAUGCUAAACCAACGUUUUACAUGGAAUCCCCAAACUACCCUCACCGCCUUCACAUAUAUAAAUAAAUAAAAUGGUCAGGUGAUCAAUGUUCAAGUGUGAAAAGGGAAAACAGUGAGAAUGAAGGACGCCGGAAAGAGUCACAAGGCGAAUGGGAAGCUGUCCUCGGAGGCGAGGAGAGACCGGAAAUCGGCGACGGGAAUCAGCGGAUCGCCCAAGAAGGGAGGCCACGGCGGAAAGUUCACGUGGAUCGGCGGCCAAGGCUACUCGCACGUCGAGAUUGGCCCGGAGGUUCUGGAUGCGAAGGAUCCAAACUUCGACGAUCCGGAGGACGUCGCCGCCGUGUGAUCGGCAACGUCGUGGCGCCUCAGCUGAGUCGGCAACGUCGACGGUGGUCAGAUCUGUAAAUAUCAACUUGAUCCGUGGAAAAUUAGAAAUAAAAUGAAACGUUCGAAUGGGUUUCGUGAUCGGAUUAUUGAUAUUCUAUGUCUGAGUUUGUGGUGGGAGUAACCAUGAUUUGUGUUAUUGUAAAUAUUUAUGGCGAAUUCCAUUAAUGAAAUUGUAGUGUAGUACCAGCAUCAGUGUCAGUUUCAGUCA
Arachis duranensis is the source of this 2649-nucleotide messenger RNA. Its product is annotated as GDSL esterase/lipase At4g10955. The transcript has 3 exons. The coding region runs from base 348 to 1376 and encodes 342 amino acids. Lineage: Eukaryota; Viridiplantae; Streptophyta; Magnoliopsida; Fabales; Fabaceae. Gene Ontology annotation, biological process: lipid metabolic process. The record is from RefSeq and is a predicted model, not a curated record.